Messenger RNA from Astyanax mexicanus (Mexican tetra), 3193 nucleotides. RefSeq names its product G protein-coupled receptor 20 (gene gpr20). Bases 258 to 1364 code for a protein of 368 amino acids. The transcript is spliced from 2 exons. Gene Ontology annotation, molecular function: G protein-coupled receptor activity. NCBI's taxonomy places the organism in Eukaryota, Metazoa, Chordata, Actinopteri, Characiformes, Acestrorhamphidae. The record is from RefSeq and is a predicted model, not a curated record. Gene Ontology annotation, cellular component: membrane. Gene Ontology annotation, biological process: phospholipase C-activating G protein-coupled receptor signaling pathway; positive regulation of Rho protein signal transduction.
GGCAGGGGUUUCCUCUAGACAUUCAACUAGUGAGGAUAUGACAGGCUUUCUCUAUAUUUAGGAAGCAGCGGAGAAGCAAUGUAUCCUUAAAAUGGACUCGUUAAGAUAGUGAAGUUAAAGAAAAGUUCAGAUUACCACAAAGAGGGCCUCGAUUCCAUAACCUGGAGGUGCAUUCCUGUCUUUUGAGCCAUUUUAUACUGGAUAAAGACUACUAUCACAUCUUUUAUCUUUUAAAAGAUCAACCCAAAGUCUUCUAAAUGCACAGGCACAAUUCCAGAACCAUGGAAAUGACCAGAACUGAGGGGUCAUUGUCUAUGAACGUCACUUCAACUUUAACUCCACCACUCACCACUAACAGUUCUCCACCCAUCCGUGAACCAUACCUGCACAGACUGGCCCACUUGGAUGAGGGACUCUAUAAUGAUUUCUAUUUCCUGUGGAUUGCCCUGGUAGUCAUCAACACCCUGAUCUUUAUGGUGGGAAUGGCUCUCAACAGCUUGGCCUUGUAUGUUUUCUGUUACCGUACGAAACCCAAGACCACGUCUGUGAUUUACACCAUUAACCUGGCCGUCACGGAUCUGCUGGUCAACCUGUCCCUCCCGACCCGCAUCAUACUGUAUUAUAGUGGGGGCAAGUGCCUUAACUGCUCCUAUGUGCACAUUUUCAGCUACUUUGUCAACAUGUACUGCAGCAUCCUCUUCCUCACCAGCAUCUGUGUAGACCGUUAUCUGGCCAUAGUGCAGGUGGAGGCCUCGCGAAAAUGGCGCAACCCCAAUGUAGCUAAAGUGGUAUGCGUGUGCAUCUGGCUCUUUGCCAUCAUCGUCACAUACUCCUUCCUCACCACAGCCCUGAAGCACUCGGCCUGCUGUGUGUCCAAGCUCUUCGCUCUCAGCGUGUUUGAAUUCUUCGUGCCAAUGGUGAUCAUUGUGGUGUUCACAGUCAGGAUCAUGUGCGCACUGUCCAGCCCAGGUCUGAUGCAGCAGAGCAGAGACAGACGAAUGAAGGCUGUGCAGCUUCUCACAACAGUACUGGUUAUCUUCACCAUCUGUUUCACACCAUUUCACGUUCGGCAAGUCCUGGUCUACUUCCACCCAGACCUACCAAACCAUGUAAUCGUCUACCAUGUGACUGUCACCCUCAGCAGUCUCAACAGCUGCCUUGAUCCUGUGGUCUACUGCUUCGUCACCACCAACUUCCAGUCUACCAUGAAGAGGUUCUUCCGGAAGGCAGAAGCAGAGCAGACCAGUGGAGACAUAAUCAGCAUGCAGAAAAGCUCCAAAGGAUCCGGCACUGUUUUUGCCAUUGCUAAUAGCAUGAUAAUGGCAAACAUGAAUACUCCUCAACAUGGAGGCCUUCCAGGAUGAGGCUGUACAGUAUGGACUGAAUGAAUGAAUCUACUAAAUUAAUGUAAUGCCCAUUUUAAAAGGGAUCUGAUGGACUGAAUGAUGGGACAAAUUGCUCUUUCAGUUAAGAGCAAAUGAACUUAUUCUUAUUUUUGUCCUGUAAAUAAUGGAUUGGCCAGAUAUAUAUGGAGAAGAGUGGAUGUGAUUUAUGAUUUGAAAUAUGUGAAAAUUAUUUGUAUUUGAAAGACAGUAGAUGCUCAGUACACCAAGGAUUAUUUAAAAACGAUGCCAAAAUAGCUUCAGCUUUAGUCAGUCAAUGCUUACCAUUUUACCCCAUCAGACAUCUGAGCAUUUGUACUGUAUGCAUAAGUCAUGAUGACAGUUUUAACGUGCCUUGGUAUGGUUUCUGUAAAUAUCUGAAACUGUAAUAGAGAUCUGAAACAGCAUUCCAGGAACAAAAAGAUGUUCUGCUGUUUUUUUAUGAUGGUGGUGCUGAUAGCUGUCUAAUCUGUGAGUUCACAAUCUCCCAUGAUCCUUCAUGCUCUAUACUUUGGGGAGUGCCAUCUUAAAGGAGACCACUACCAUUAGGACCAAAUAAAAAUUUUCGAAGCACAGGAAAUCAUAUUUCUGUAGAAAUUAAACCCUAAACACAGCUUAAUUAAUGCAGCAUCUCCAAAAUUCUGUCCUACCUAUACAGCUAAACUCAGAUAUUACUAUAGUCACAGUUUCUACUGAAAUGCUAGCCAGCUGAGCUGUCUGUGUGACUGAAGCUCCUGCCAUCUGUGCUGUACCUCAUGCAGCACACCUGCCUGAAAGCAUCUGCACUCAUUAUGUUUCUCUGCUCAUUUAUUCCAUUUUUGUCCUUUAAUUUGUCACAUUACAGAAAACUAGGUUAGAAAAAGAACAUUACUCACAGACAGUGACAACUCAGCACUGGUCAGGAAAUGGGCUCCAGCAUCGACUCAGCAUUUAUCCUCACCCCUUACAAUUCUGGCGUCUGUUUAUUAAAAAAAUACAAACAUGUUACAGUUUGAUUUACUUAAACUCAAAAUAAUAAAUGAAUAUACAGAUGUCUAAGCAGGAUUAUUUGAUCACUGAUAUUUCUUGCUUAUAUUUCUAUUUAUAUUUCUUACUUUUCUGAAUGGAUGUGGUUGUAUUUAGCCACACCCAUUUGAUGUAGCAUAGUGGAUAAAAACACUCAAUCAUGUUUGUAAUAGAGAUGUGCAAGUCUGACACAAAGAUAGGAAAAUAUAUAAAGAACCUUUAACUGAUGCAAAUGAUCUUUAAAAUUUCACACAUCUCUGUGACCAACACUCUUUGUUCUUUAUGAUGUAAAUGUAUUUUUAUUUAUCCAUCCACUAUAAAUUUGGUGGUUUUUCAUUAUUAUUAGAAUUUCUUCAUUGUAGAUUAAUAUUAAAGGCAUCCAAAUGAUAAAGAAAAUAUAUUUUUUUGGUAAACAAAGAAUGUUCAACAAACCAGAAUAUGUUUCAUACUUUAGAUUAUUUAAAAUAGCACCUAUUUCUCUUUCUCAGUCAGUUUUAUGAGGUAGAGCCACCUGAAAUGGCUUUCAGUUAGCAAGUUUGAGACUAUCAGUUGUUAUGUGAAGAGGUAUAGAUGGUAUACAUUGAAAACAGUGAGUUACCAACCUCAGAAACUGUAAGUUAACAGCAUCCCCAAUAAGAGCCACAUAUAUCCUUCAUAUUUUUGUAUUUUGGUUUGUUUAACAUUUUUACGUUUACUACAUGAUUCCUUAUGUGUUCUUUCAUAAUCUGGAUGACUUUAGACUGACUACAAUGUUGGAAAAAACAUUAAAUGAGAAGUACUGUAGAUAUAUUGCAAACGUAAUGUAA